This is a messenger RNA of Macrobrachium nipponense, 3093 nucleotides long. Its product is annotated as basic proline-rich protein-like. Lineage: Eukaryota; Metazoa; Arthropoda; Malacostraca; Decapoda; Palaemonidae. The transcript has 3 exons. Bases 1 to 3093 code for a protein of 1030 amino acids. The record is from RefSeq and is a predicted model, not a curated record.
AUGCAGAGAUAUGUGCAAGAUCAAGAAUAUUGUAAAACACAUGCAGAGACCAACGGCUGGAAGGGCACCUCGUGUAAUAAUGACAUGCCAUUUGGGCAAAUCCGGCACCGCAAUCGUAUCUUGGUGCGACUAGAAUCACAUAGUGUGAAAGGGCCCAAACGAUUCAGCAGCAGAGGGAACGAACUAUUGUGCGUCGACAGUACCAUGCGUCCCGGGACGCCUGGCGGGCCGUCGCUGCCCGUCCCGGGACGCCUGGCGGCGUCGGCCGUCCCGGACGCCAGGCGGGCCGUCGCCCGCCCGUCCCGGGACGCCAGGCGGGCCGCGCCCGCCCCCGGUCCCGGGACGCCUGCCCGGGCCUCCCGCGCCCUCCCGGGACGCCCGUCCGGGCCCGGCGUCCCGGGACGCCUGGCGGGCCGUCGCCCGCCCGUCCCGGGACCGCCCAGGGGGCGGCCCGUCCCGGGCCGCCCGGUCCCAGGACCCGACUGGCGGGCCUCGCCCGCCCUCCCGGACGACCAGGCCGGGCCCGUUCCCGGCCCGCCCCGGGUCCCGGGACGCCAGGCGGGCCGUCGCCCGCCCCUCCCCGGGACGGCCCAGGCGGGGCCUCGCCCCCCGCCCACCCGGUCCCGGCCCGGCCCAGGCGGGGCCGGGUCGCCCGCCCUCCCCGGGACGGCAAGGCGGGGGCCGGCCCGCCCUCCCGGGCCCCGGUCCCCGGGACGCCGGCGGGCCGUCGCCCGCCCGUCCCGGGACGCCAGGGGCCGGUUCGCCCGCCCGUCCCGGGAACCCCAGGCGGGCCGGUGCCCCCGCCGCCCGGGAACCCGGCGGGCGGUCGCCGCCCGUCCCGGGACGCCAGGCGGGCAGUCGCCCGCCCGUCCCGCCGGACGAGGCGGGCCGUGGCGCCCAACCGUCCCGCCCGCCCUGGCGGGACUCCAGCCUGGGCCGGGGCCGUCGCCCCCCGCCCGUCCCGGGGACCCAGGCGGGGCCGUCGCCCCGCACUUGCCCGGGACACGACCGCCAGGCGGGCCGUCGCCGCCCGAUCCGUCCCGGGACGCCAGGCUGGCCGUCGCCCGCCCGUCCCGUACCGCAGGCGGGAGGGCCGUCGCCGUCGUCCCGGGACUGGCCUGGCGGGCCCGCCCGUCGCCCGCUCCGGUUCCCGGGACGCCAGGGCGGGGCGUCGCCCGCCCGUCCCGGAGGCCUGGCGGCCUGGGCCCGGGGACCCCAGCCCGGGCCCGAGCCUGGCGGGGCCGUCGACGUGCCCGGGGACGUCCAGGCGGGGCGUCGCCCACCGCCCGUGCCCGGGGACCGACCAGGCGGGCCGUCGCCCGCCCGUCCCGGGACGCCUGGCGGGCCGCCGCCCGCCCGUCCCGGGACGCCCAGGCGGGCCGUCGCCCGCCCAUCCCGGGACGCCUGGCGGGCCGUCGCCCCUGCCCGCCCGUCCAGGGACGCCAAGGCGGGCCGCGCCCCCCGCCCGUCCCGGGACCUCCUGGCGGGCCGUCGCCCGCCCGUCCCCGGGACGGCCUGGCGGGCCGUCGCCCGCGUCCCGGACUCCAGGGGGCGGGCCUUCCGCCCCCCCCGUCCCGGGACGCCAGGCGGGCCGUCGCCCCGCCCGUCCCGGGACGCCAGGCGGGCCGUCGCCCGCCCGUCCCCGGACGCCUGGCGGGGCCGUCGCCCCCGCCCGUUCCCACGCCAGGCGGGCCUCGCCCGCCCCGGUCCCGGGACGCCAGGCGGGCCGCGCCCGCCCGUCCCGGGACGCCGGCGGGCCGGUCGCCCCCCUGUCCCGGGACGCCCCUGCGGCCGUCGCCCGCCCGUCCCCGGGACUCCGGGCCACCGUCGCCCGCCCGUCCCGGGACGCCCAGGCGGGCCCGUCGCCCGCCCUUCCCGGACGCAGGCUGGGGGCCGUCGCCCGCCCGUCCCGGGACGCCUGGCGGGCCGUCGCCCCCCGUCCCGGGACGCCUGGCCCGCCCGGGCCGCCCUCCCGUCCCGGGACCCAGGCGGGCCGUCGCCCCGCCCGUCCCGGGACGCCAGGCGGGCCUUCGCCCGACCCGUCCCGGACGCCUUGCGGGCCGUCGCCCGCGUCCCCGGGACGGCCGGCGGGCCGCGCCCCUCCGUCCCGGGACGCCAGGGCUGGCGUUCGCCCGCGUCCGUCGUGGGACGCCCGGGCGGGCCGUCCCGCCCCCCGCCCGGUACCGCCUGGCGGGCCGUCGCCUCCCGGUUCCCGGGACGCCUGGCUGUUCGCCCGCCCGGACCCGCCCGGGAACUGGGCCGGGCCGGGUCCGCCCGCCCGCCCGUCCCGGGACGCCCAGCGGGCCCGUCGCCCGCCGUCCCGGGACGCCUGGCGGGCCGUCGCCCGCCCGUCCCGGACGCCGGGCCGGCCGUCGCCCACCCGUCCCGGGCCGGCCUGGCGGGCCGUCGCCCGACCGUCCCGGGAACGCCUGGCCGGGCGCCGGCCCGCCCGCCGUCCCGGACGCCAGGCGGGCCGUCGCCGCCCGUCCGGACGCCAGGCGGGCCGUCCCCGCCGUCCCGGGACGCCUGGGCGGGACGCCGCCCGCCCGUCCCCGGGACCGCCGGCGGGCCCGUCGCCCGCUCCUCCACGGGACGGCCUGGCGGGCCGCGGGCCCGCCUCCGUCCCGGGACUCCUGGCGGGCCGUCGCCCGCCCGUCCCGGGACGCCUGGCGGGCCGUCGCCCUCCCCGUGGGUGGGACGCCUUGGCGGGGCCGUUCGCCCGCCCGUCCCGGGACUGGCGGGCCCGUCGCCCCGCCCGUCCCGGGACGCCAGGCGGGCCCGUCGCCCGUCCCGGACUCCCUUGGGCCCGGGCCGUCCCGGCCCAGCUCCAAAGUCCCGGGACGCCAGGCGGGCCGUCGCCCGCCGCCCGUUCCCGGGACGCCUGGCGGGCCAGUCGCCCGCCCGUCCGGACGCCCGGCGGGCCCGCCGCCCGCCCGCCCGUCCCGGGCCGCCAGGCGGGGCCUCGCCCGCCCCCGUCCCGGGACGCCAGGCGGGCCCUCGCCCGCCCUGUUCCCGGGACCCUGGCGAGUUUGCCCCGCCCUCCCUAUAGAGAAUACACCUCUGCUUAACCUUAGAACCAGAAUAUGCCAAUGA